This is a messenger RNA of Oldenlandia corymbosa var. corymbosa, 1851 nucleotides long. The record is from the annotation of a GenBank genome assembly. NCBI's taxonomy places the organism in Eukaryota, Viridiplantae, Streptophyta, Magnoliopsida, Gentianales, Rubiaceae.
GGUAUGUACAUCUCUGUUUUCUUUUUUAGUUGGGUUUUUCAGAAUUAAAUAAUAAUAACUGUCCCAUCCCAGUAUACUUUUUUACAUUUCCAAUACACCUUUUUGCGUUCAGACUUCUUCAUGGAAUCUCCCUCUGCUUGAUUCUCUCUUUUUGGUUCUUAUUCCUCACCCUACAUUGUCAUUCCUCCGUUCUGAUUGUUUUCUUUCAUAUCUCAUAAUGUGGCAUUGCUUUUGCUCUUCCCAGCCUUGAGUCAAAAUUUGCAAUUAUGUAUUAAUGAGGAACCUCAGUACCUAAUGUUUGGCUACCAUAUGUGACAUUAGUUAAGAUCUUCCGUCAUAUUUAUGCUUGUUUAGGCAUAAAGACUUUUUACAUGAACCUGAUUUUGCUAGCAAAAUAUUGUUACAAAUUCCAUCCUUUUUUUGAUAUGAAUGUUGUCCAUGAGCAGGUUGAGGAGUUGUAUUCAUUGGAUCUUGACUCCCUUAACAGUCUUAGGCCAGUGUAUGGGUUGAUAUUCCUCUUCAAAUGGCGCCCUGGUGAAAAAGAUGAUAGGGUUGUAAUCAAGGAUCCAAACCCUAACUUGUUUUUUGCCAGCCAGGUUAUAAAUAAUGCUUGUGCCACCCAAGCUAUUCUUUCUAUCCUUAUGAAUUGUCCAGAUGUUGAUAUCGGUCCCGAACUAUCGGCACUGAAAGAAUUUACCAAGAAUUUCCCACCUGAACUAAAAGGUUUGGCUAUAAACAACAGUGAAGCGAUUCGUACUGCUCAUAAUAGUUUUGCAAGACCAGAGCCUUUUGUGCCAGAAGAACAGAGAGCUGCUGGGAAAGAUGAUGAUGUUUAUCAUUUCAUUAGCUAUAUACCUGUUGAUGGUGUGCUUUAUGAGCUUGAUGGAUUGAAGGAAGGGCCUAUUAGCCUUGGGCAGUGCCCCGGGGGACACAAUGACUUGGAGUGGUUACGAAUGGUGACGCCUGUGAUUCAGGAGCGCAUUGAAAGGUACUCUAAGAAUGAAAUUAGGUUCAAUCUAUUGGCAGUCAUAAAGAACCGGAAAGAAUUGUAUACAGCUGAACUGAAGGAGCUUCAGAGGAGAAGGGAACGUAUUCUGCAGCAGCUGGCCACGUUACAAUCAGAGAGACUGGUCGACAACAACAAUGUGGAAGCGCUUAACCAACAACUUUCAGGGAUAAAUGCUGGAAUUGAGGCUGCGACUGAGAAGAUAUUGAUCGAGGAAGAAAAGUUCAAGAAAUGGAGAACAGAGAAUAUCCGUCGCAAACACAACUACAUACCCUUUCUGUUCAACUUUCUGAAGAUUCUCGCAGAAAAGAAGCAGUUGAGACCUCUUAUAGAGAAGGCCAAGCAGAAAUCGACCAAUCCGAAGUGAAAGCUGUAUACUAAUCUUCGCAAAUGAUGAGAGGAAGUUGAAGUGUGAAUUGUUAGAGGUUUUACCAUUUUGCGGAAAAAUGAUGUUCUAACUAAUAUUCUCGGACAGAGGAGUAGCUAGCUACAUGCCAUUUGAAACUUAGCUCCUUUUUUAAAGUCUUUCCUAGAUUUCUCUUAUUCUCUGCUUUAUCCAUUUCAUAUGCAUCAUUUGGGUUUGCGUUCUAUUGUGAUUGUGUAUUUGUGUUGGAUUUCAACGGUGGUGGACUGGUGGGAGUUGGAAUUGGAUUUUCACGUUCUGAUGAUGCGAAACUUCGCCUCGGAAUAGAUAUAUGUUCUCGGGAUUGAAUCGAUAGUUUCAUUUAACAUUUUUAAUUGGAUUGAAAGUUGCAGUUACCAGUUAAGAUCAGCAAUAAAACUUGAAUGACGCUUAAGAUUGUUAAAGAUUAGAAAAAAAAAAACACACACUAAUUAAUAAAAAU